Messenger RNA from Salvia splendens (bonfire salvia), 795 nucleotides. RefSeq lists its product as uncharacterized. The coding region runs from base 1 to 795 and encodes 264 amino acids. NCBI's taxonomy places the organism in Eukaryota, Viridiplantae, Streptophyta, Magnoliopsida, Lamiales, Lamiaceae. The record is from RefSeq and is a predicted model, not a curated record. The transcript has a single exon.
AUGGCCGAAUCAAUUGAAUCAGUUUCAAUAGGAUUCAAACUCGAUGUGAAAAAAUUUCCUAUUUGGUCCAAACUCAUGCUCGUUGCCGUCGGCAGCCAAGACAAAUUGGACCAUCUUGAGGGGGACACCAUUCCUCCCAAGUCCAACGAUCCAAAAUUCAAAGAAUGGCAGGCCGCCGACUACACGGUCUUCUCAUGGCUCAUCCAAAACAUGGAGCCCCGACUCGUCAUGCACUUUGCGCAACAUCAGACGGCCAAUGCUAUGUGGAAGAGCUUGGUCACAACCUUCGGCGUGAGGGCCGAUCGAGUCCAAAUCUAUGAUCUCGAAACGACAACAAUCAAGACAAUUCAAGGAGAUAACACACUCGAAUUCUACUGGGGAGAACUCCAGAAACACUGGGUCAAUUUUGAUGCAAGAAAACCAUGUCCCUACACCUGCUGUGACAAGAAAGUCGAAAUUUACAUGAAGGAGACGGUUAUUCAAAGGUUACACCAGUUUCUCGGUGGCCUCAAUGACAAAUACGGCAGCCUUAGGCGAGAAAUCCUCAAGCUUAGGGAUGAUACAACAGCCGAAGAAGCUUUUGGCAUCGUCAAACAAGAAGAAGGGCGGACCGCAGUUUGGAACCCAUCGGUCAAACCGACGCUGACUCAGGGGAGGCUGGAAUUGGAGCCGGUUUUGGAGUCCGAUUCAGGCAACCGACGCCACCCACUCAGAACAGAACAUUCGCUCCACCCCACACCCUGUGACCACCAACUACCACAACCACACGGAUAUCCCCACAAUCGGACACCUUAA